Messenger RNA from Peniophora sp. CBMAI 1063, 771 nucleotides. The record is from the annotation of a GenBank genome assembly. NCBI's taxonomy places the organism in Eukaryota, Fungi, Basidiomycota, Agaricomycetes, Russulales, Peniophoraceae.
AUGAAGUCCACCUUCGUCUCGGUUGCCACCGCCGCGACACUCGCCACUGGCGCGCAAGCUCGUCUCUUCACCGUCUACAACCAAUGUCCAUUCACCAUCUGGCCGGCAUGGUUCGCGCCACCCGAGCUCAACGCUGCCACGCCUACGAUCGCCUCUGGCUGGGAACAGGCUGCAUACCAAACUGUCUCGUUCGGUGUUCCUGACAACUGGGUCUCCGGUCGUAUCUGGGGUCGCCGCAACUGCGACUUCAGCAGCAACCCCGGACCGAACUCCUGCCUUGACGGUGGUUGCAACGGCGGUCUCGUUUGCGACAUUAACAAUGGCGGAACGGGUGUUCCUCCUGCCUCGCUCGCCGAGUUCACUCUCUCAACUACAACCGCCGCACCCGACAACUACGACGUCUCCCUUGUUGACGGCUACAACCUGCCCAUUCGCAUUGACAACACGUACGGCUGCCCCGUCGGCUCGUGCCCGGUUGACCUCGGCCCCGACUGCCCUGCCGCACUCCAGGGCCCAUACGACAGCUCGGGUUUCCCCGUCGGCUGCAAGUCGGCCUGCGAUGCCCUUGGCGGAACGAACAACUGCUGCUCUGGCAACCAGAACACUGCCGCGACGUGCCCCCCUUCGGGCGUUGACUACUACUCCUACUUCAAGGACCGUUGCCCUGACUCGUACGUCUACGCAUACGACGAGAGCUCCGGCACGGCGCUCUUCACCUGCCCGAUCGCCAACGGCGUUGGUCCCGACUACACCAUCACCUUCUGCCCUUGA